AUGCUGCGACGAUACAACUCGCAAUGUCUCGACACGAUUGUUCUCAGCUCGAAACGCACGACGAUUGGCGCCGGCGACACGUGCGAUGUUGUUGUGAAGGGUCGCGGCAUUUCCAACGUUCACGCUUCGAUUGAAGCGAAUCGCAGCGGGUUUUGGCUUCACGAGCAUUCGCUAGCCGGCAUAACGAAACUCAAUGGCGUCGUCGUCGUCGGACAAGCCGAAUUGCGUAGCGGCGAUCUAAUUCAAUUGGGCGCCGGCGAGACGUUGGUGUUUGAGAGCCAAUGGCUCGCCGGCUCGAGACCCGGCAGCACCAAAACCGCGUCGAUUCGAAAAACCGCCGACACCAACGGAAUUCUGCCGGUGUUGGGGAAGCGUAUCACACCGGUGGCAAAAUGUCGCAACGGCUCGCGGAGCACCGGCGUCUCGAUGCGCUCGUCGGCCUCAUCCACCGAAUCAUCGACGCAUCAAAAUACUCAAAUUCUUUCCUCAAAUCGAUCACUCGGCCAAAAUCUGCUGCAGCGUGUUGUUCGCCUUCAAGCCGAACUCAUUGAACGAGACGAGCGGAUUCGUCAAUUGUCGCAAAUUCCGCCGCCUCGCCAUCUCGAGCCGCUAGUGCCGAUCGCGCACGUCAUACCGCCGCCGCUUAAAAAUUUCGAGCUGACUGCGUAUCGCGCGUUCAUUGGUGCCAUUGCGCAUCAACUCAAAGUGUUCAACGACCGAGCGAUUCGCCAUCCGCAACGCGAAUACGGCGAGGUGUUCACGGCGAUGUGUCGAGCCGCCGACGUGCCGCUGCCGACGAGGCUCGACGAAAUCGAAAAAUAUUGCGAGUCGGUGCUCAUCGACAACGAUUUCGAGGAAGGCGACGCGUUGAUGGAGCGCAUCGAGCGAUUCGUGCGCGAGAGUCGACGCGAGAAAAUUGGCGAUCUCAUCAAAGAGCUCGAAGUGGUGUUGCCGGUGAUUCGCGACGCCGCCGCCAACGCCAAAGAGAACAUCCAAGUGUGCAAUGUGUUCACGCAAUGGAGCCGUGAGUUCGGGGACACGAUUCGGACGUCGAGCUUCACCUCGUCAUUGCUCUUCAAGGCCAUCGAUGAUCUCAAGAAGCAAUUCGCCGACUCGCAUAUGAGCAAACAUUGGCUGCCGCCGAGCAUCACGCCGAUUUUGAGGCUGGCGGCGUUUGAAAUCGAAAAAAUCGAGAAGGGCGUCGAGUCGACGCCGCCGCCGCCAGAAAUGAAAGCGGAGCGCAAGAAAAGCAUCGAUGAGAACUUUGAUUCGUGUAUCUCGCAGAUUGAGACGAUCCAACAUGAAUUAUCGUACCAUUUGUCGAGAUUGGAGCGAAAAAUUAAUGCAAUAGGGACAAUUUCGGCACUCGACGACGGUUCGACUCAACGAAUUCGGCGAUUCGUUGAAGGCUUUCAACAAAACCUCGCGACAUUCGCGUUUGAUGCGAAACCGACGAUUGGACGCACCGAUUCGGUGCUCGUCUUCGAGGUCACCGGCAACGAUAUUGCCAACGAGAUUGCGAGCAGGAAGAAUAGUCGAAUUGAGGCGGCGAGUCCGACGCGAAGCGAGAGAAUCGAGGACGAGAUUGCCGGCAUUAUCGCGAAGGCCAAUCUUGUCGACGACGGCCGCUCGAGCGUCUCAGUCGACAGGAAUGGUCCUAAGGUUUCGAUCGAUAUGCUUCUUUUGAAGAAUUUGAUGGAUUUUGCUCAGAAGUCGCUCAACGAGAAAGAAUCGACGGUGGAGAUUCGCGUGAAUUCGGUGGAAUCCGACGACGGCGCGAUUGAAGAGCCGCAAGAGGGCGUCAAGCCAUUGGAUGGUGAGGAAGAGCGUGUCAACGAGCCGGAUCAUCGAGAUGUUGCUCAACUGGAGCCAUCAGCUCCUUCUGCGGAAGAGGAUCAUGUCGUUGAAGAGCAUGAACUGCGGGAUGAGGAUGAGCAUGAAGGAGAAAGCGAGACUGUGAAGGAAUCUGAAGUUGAUCAGCAAGGUACUGAGAAUUCUGAGGACGAGGUCCACGAAGAUGAAGGUAAAAUCGAGGCAGCGGUUGAGGAGCAAAUUGAGAAGCUGGAGCAGCCUUUGAAUGAAUCUGUGGAGAAGAAGGAGGAGCUGGAAACUGAAACUACUCCAGAUGUUGAGACGCCCCAGGCGGCUGCUAACAACGAUGACAGCCGUCUGGAUCGAGUCGAGGCGUCUCCAGAAUCGCCCGCGCCGCCGCCGCCGCCGGCGAAUGAGACGCAUCUGAGUGAUCCGGACGUCGAAUCGUUCGGCGACACCGCCUCAUUCAACGGCGAUGACGACAACGACGACGACGUGACGCCGACGACGGCGUUGGCGAGCGCUUCGAAAAUCCCAAUCGCCAACGGUUUCACAUCGCAUUAUCGAUCGCACAUGAACACGGCGAAUGGUCGGCCGAAUGUGGUGUAUCAGUACCGCCCGUUGUACUCGCCGCCGAUGAAGCGACGACGGACGAAGAGCGAAGAGUCGCGCGCGAAACAUGCACUCGCCACACGACCGCCUUUCAUCUUGUAUUGA
Messenger RNA from Caenorhabditis bovis, 2529 nucleotides. The record is from the annotation of a GenBank genome assembly. NCBI's taxonomy places the organism in Eukaryota, Metazoa, Nematoda, Chromadorea, Rhabditida, Rhabditidae.